UUUUCAUGACGUAUAGAGGCGAUAAAAAUUGAGUAUUUAAAUAACGAUUUAUGAAUAUAUGCUACUGUCAACUUAUGUAAACAAGCUAUCAUCAGAUGUGCUAAUACUGCAAUGCACAUGUGCAUUUUUCUUUGAUAAAUAUAGUUAUUGAAAAAACUAAAGUUUCUUCGGACAAGUUUAUGAAAUAAAGAAGAAUUUGAGAGGAACCUACACAGUUCAUAAUUGUCAUAAGGAAACUGCAUUUUUAAAUUUAACAUGGAAAAUAACAGUGAAGUGGAAUCAUUUUCACAGAAUGAUUCUGUAUCAAGUAUUGCUUCAAAUGCCAGGUAUAGGGAAGAUGCUAUUCUGUUAGAGCAGCAAUCAUUACUUCAACUUUUGCAAAAGGCAAUAUCAGAAACGAAUGAAGAACAUAUCGCAUUUGGAAAAGAAAUUUCACCCUUAUUGAAUAAAUUAAGUUUGGAACCACAAUUUCUACCUAAUGAUAUUAAAGAAGGAUUGCAAAAAGUAGCUUUAAUUAUGAGGUCUGAAAAGCUGGCUGAUUUCAAUGAUGCUACACUGAAUAUAGUAAAGGAAAGGGAGAAAAUAGAAGAAAAGAAAAGGCAACAUGAAGAAAAGCAAUUAUCAUUAUCAUAUGAUGAUAUUUUCAGAAAACAUACUAUAUUUUCAAAAAAAUUGAAUAAUUUACAAGAAGCUGUAAAUUCUCUUGAGAGUUUUAUUGAAGAUGCUCAAAAAGAACACGAUGAUAAUUACUGUAAUCGUGUUUCAUUAUCUACAAAGUUGCAAGAAUACCAACAAACUACAGAGAAAUUGGAAACUGAUUUAUUGGAUAUGCAAAUUGAAGAUGUUUACCCACAAAAGAUAUUAAAUAAAUAUAAUAGGUAUUUGGAAAUGUCAGGAGAAUUAGCAGAACUUAAUCAGUGUCUUAAUCAGUAUGGUGAUUUGCCACCAAAUUUACUUCAAGCUAAAGCUUUGCUUGAAGUUAAACAGAAGGAAUACGAAACCUUGGAGAAUACAUUUCUGGACAAAACAAGUUAUUCUUAAGUUAUAGUUAAAAUUAUAAUAAUAAUUACAGUUAUGUGUUGUUACUUUUUCAUUUUCAUACAAAAAUAAAGAUAGAAUAUUAUGUAUCUGUUAUUGUACACGUUCAUUAUUUAAAACCCAUAUUUCGAUUGUGUUUGUUUUCUUGUCAACCUAUUCUGUGCCCACUGAUUCUUUAAUUCCAUUUCCAU
This is a messenger RNA of Osmia bicornis bicornis, 1229 nucleotides long. Its product is annotated as septation ring formation regulator EzrA-like. Bases 256 to 1041 code for a protein of 261 amino acids. The transcript has 3 exons. The record is from RefSeq and is a predicted model, not a curated record. Lineage: Eukaryota; Metazoa; Arthropoda; Insecta; Hymenoptera; Megachilidae.